AUGAACGAACACACCCACACUUCUUCCAAGGCUGUGGCUGUCAAGUGUAUCACCAAUCCAUCACCCCGACUAGUUGGCACAUGCUCAAAAUAUUUUAAGAAUGGUAAGGGUGGGAAUUCAAAGAAGAAUGUUGCGAAUGAAACUGAAAUCACUG
Messenger RNA from Ilex paraguariensis (yerba mate), 154 nucleotides. NCBI's taxonomy places the organism in Eukaryota, Viridiplantae, Streptophyta, Magnoliopsida, Aquifoliales, Aquifoliaceae. The record is from the annotation of a GenBank genome assembly.